AUGAUGGGAGAGCAGGAGAACGUUCGUUUCCUUUCCCCCACUGGAAUUGUGCCGUUCGCGGCGGACUCACCGCGGGGAUCAGAUGUGAUUCGCCGCUCAUUUUCUCUGCCCGCAGCAACCGUAACUUUCUCGCUUCGGCAACUCAAUCGCGACAAGUGCGAAAUUGCCACACCAGUAGCCGUCGAGAACUGUUUCCAAGUGUUGCAACGGCACUUUGAACCCUAUAUCUCAGCUAGUGCGGUUUGCAACACUUGCCUCCCGGGUAGCAGGCUUUAUUUGCGAUUUAACAAACUUACAAAUGCUACCUUUCAUUCGGAGCCCUCCUUACUGAACGUAUAUGUUUACGCAGUAGAUCAAGCAGAGUCACGGACCCGUGCACUUCAUGGCGCGGUGCGUGAGUGGCAGAGUAUGAUGAAGACAAGUACGGAGGGGAGUUGUUUAGUUAUGCUUUAUCACCAGGAUCUUGUUGAUGCAACGUCAACAAGUGCCGUGCAAGCUGCGGUUUUCGGUGGCGAAAUAAAAAUGCCAGAUCAACGCAAGGCAGAGGCAGCUGCCUCUGCCAUGGGACCUUAUUUUGAUGAACUGGGAGCGAUGAAGUUUGGACCACAGCAAAUGUGCUCUUAUUUACCCAAUGAGGCCCCUACCCGCAUAAUCGAGCGGUUAACUGCUGCGUACCGUAAUCUCACAAUACAACUGACUAAUAUCUUCAACGCUUCACAGCAGCGGAGACCCGCCUAUACGCCUCGCGGAGACACAGGUUUGAAUUCCCCUCCAAAUGAAGCAUGGAGCUUACAGAGGUGUUGGCGUGCCGGGUACGAUUUGGCUGCGCAUUAUCUUCAAUUUGGUGCUGUAAACAAGGCAAUGGCCAUAUUUUCCCGGAUGUUUGAUGUGUACUACUAUCAUUCAGACGAUUACAAUUUUUUGACGAAGAAAGAGUCAAUUGAACAAUUGAUAAGAUUAAGCGACAUGUUUCAUCCUGCAUCUUUCCCGGUCCAGCAGGGUAGAUACCCCUCUGUUUUGCAAGAUGCCGCAGAACCUGGCGCUGGCCUCCUUUUCAUUGUAGUGUGUGAGAUGAAGUGUGCCUUGCUGUUGGAGAGGCGCGAUUUGGCCUUUGCUCGCUUUAAUUCAUUUUUACAGUUAGCGCGAGAGAAAUUCGCUGAAGAUGGUGAAUCUACCAAGGUCACUAACUCCUUGCAAAUUGUUUUCCUGCUUCGUUUUGCUAUAACUGCGAUGCAAACGAACUGGGCUCAUAAUGGGGCGUUGGAUGACCAUUCUGAAGCAAGAUGUGAUGGAUCAGAAGCAUCGUUAAGCGAACGCCAGCAGUCGCAUGAGUCUUCGCAACGGAAUCAACCGCACCCACAGCAGGCGCAAUCGGUGACUGAUAUGAGCUCGCCUCUGAGAAGUGGUGAUCAACCCCACGACUCUAUUAGUGUGUCGGUGUUUUCCGGCAACAGCUCUAUGUCGAUGCCUUGGCCAGAUGCCGAGGUGGAAUUAGGCAAAGAGGUGAUUCACGAAACCGUUGAUGUUGAUCAGUCGCCAGACACCACCAAACGACUGAAAGAACUAUGCAGAAUGCUUAAACUAGAGUGGGUUGAAAAAAGCGUGGAAAGUGGUGGCGAUAAGUUGUUCGUUCAGUUGGCAGAUGAGGUAUUGGAGCUAGUUUCUGAUGCAGGUGCUCUUCUCGGCUAUAGUGAAACCGGUGAAGUGGUGAAGGAAAGUGCAGUCGCAACAUUUGGGGUUCCAGAGGUAGAUUCCGUUGAUGCCUUUGUUUCGUUUUACCGAGCGCUCACUGAAGCAGUAGCGCUCUACUACCGCCUUCUCAACUAUCGGCACCGCGAACACGCACUCCUUUACAAAUUAGCAUGUUCGUUUUCCGUAAAAGAACCCGAAAAAACAGUGAGGCUAUGCCAGAUUUGCCUCCUUCCAUUUGUACAACAGUGUGGAUGGCUCCAACUCCAGGUAAUCAUUCACCGCCUUUUGGUGGAGGCCAUGGAACGUGUCAUAUGCCAACGCAAAGAUCAGCAGCGGUUCGUACUUGAAGAAGAUGUCACUUCAAUGAAGGAGUCACUGUUGCGUCUCAUCGCCGCGUGUGGAGAAAAUGAACCGUUAAAACGGGAGAUUGAGAUGCUGGGGGGAAAAGGGUUGAAUGCAGGGUCACUGUGGUGUCGCUUGCGGCGCUUCAUGAGGGACGAGGGUUCGUUCCGUUUUUCACUUACAGAAGAAAAUGGACCGAAGCAGGUAUACGAUGAUGAAGGGGGUUCUGAUGAGAAUGCCGUUGGUUUAUCGUGCUUCAAACUAACUGGUUUAUUAAAAUACGCACAAGCCACUUGUCUGCGUAACAAGCCUAUAUUGGGUGAUGCGAGUGAGUUUGGACUACUUGUCGCAUCAAAUGGUGGUGGCGACGACGGUAGUAGGGGAUCAUCUAUUGGGCUGCAAGUUAACAUUGGUGAUACACUAUAUCUGUGCUUUGAGGCGCGUUGUCUGUUCAACAUCCUUGAGUGUGAUGAUGAGGAAGAGCAAUCACAGGGACCCCAUAUGACUGAAUCUCUCGUUCCCAGCGCUACGCUGGUGUCGAAGAAAGAUUGGGACGAUGAUGAUGAAACAAUCCAUAUCGUGGACGUUGUGGACAUUAUAUCCACUUACUAUUCGGAACAGAACCAAAAAGUACAGUGGGUGUGGGAAUUUAGGGCCUGUCACGCGGGUAAUUACCGUCUUCAUGAUAUAACGUUCCAGGUAGGUGUGACAAAACUUGUGUACGAGCAUAACGUAAUUCCCCCUCUUCCUUCUGUAGAGAUGUUUACCCCUACCGAAACUACAGGCUCUCCCUUGAACAGCUUCCGUUGUGACUUCGAUAAGGCGGAAACUGUGGCUUUGGGAUGUCUUUUUACAGUUCCAGAACCGGAUUUGGGUAUUAAGAUGCAAUUGGCACCCGUAGGGGAGCCGCAUUGCUUUGGCGAUUCGCUAACCUUCUUUGACGUCCAAAUUGAUCUGGAGGAGCCAUUGCUUUGUAUGAGGAGCACACCCGCUUCAACUGUGGACACAGCAGGUAUCGGGGGAGGAAAAGAUAGUCACACAACCGUUAACUCAAUUGGUGUCGUGGGAAAUACGUGUAGGUUUGAGUCCCUUAGUUUGCAAGUGCCUGCAUCUCUCGGUGUAAGAACGUUGACAGAUGGCGGAACUUGUACGAUGUUGUCAUUGGAUUGUCGCUCUACGCUAAAUGACACGGCAACGUCUACAACGAUGUCUGUGCAACAUGACUCGUCGACACUGGCCUGCCUCUUCCUGACGCGGCCGAAGAAUUGUCCACCCUUGCGACUGUCAAAUCAAUGCACCUCUGUUUUACAGGGUUUGACCCGUAGUGGAAGGGGUAACUCUGCGCCGCUCGUGAAUGACGUGAUCGCGUGGCUUGUGGAAGGUGAUGGGCAGAGGGACAGUUCGCUCCUUAUUGUCCGUGUCAAGCACAUCACUGGUGCUUUUACCACUGUUCCCAUUAACGAGAGUUUUGUCAUGUCACAACUCCCACCCGUUGUCACACGUGACGGAGAGAACAGUACCGAUGGUGAGACCACAAAAAAAAUUGAUAGGAUUGCGCAAGAUGUACUUCCUGUACACUUGGAUGGUAGCAUUUGGCCACACCGAAAGCAGCAAAGUUGCUUCCGUAUUUGUCUAGAUGACCAUGAUGAGGAAAAAAUUGACAUGCAAAAGCAAAGUAAAGCAGUGGGGGACAGUAACAAAAGUGGUGAGGGGCUGCCGAUACAAACCAACCAGCUGCGCUUGUCGCUACCUUUGCUUCCCUUAUAUACGACACUGUCCGAAGAACGUGCGCAUCUGUCCAUCUGUCGCGAGGGUCAUAUGGACCCCAGUGGCGGCGACAACCGUGUCAGCGUUCCCAUUCCCUACAAAAUGACAGCAGCUUUCGCUGUGCAAUACUCUUUCAAGUGCCAUCAAGGUCGCGUUUACUGUCUUGUGCGAGCGAAAAAUGUGAUGAAGGGAACAUCGCUUUGGCUUCGCGGCGCGCUACUUGAGUUAGUGGAUGGGGAUCGGUAUUAUGAACUGUCCCGCGUGUCGUCUGCUCUGGAUCACUUGAUGUUACGUGAGUGGAAGCCGGAGGAGUCGGUUCACUUGUUCUUCGAACUUGCACCUUCGUCCAAUGCGCCACCGCAGGUGGAUGAGAGACGCCACAGUGUAAGGGUGCAGUUAAUUUAUUCCAAUUGGUCUGUAACGGAGAGGCUGAAACCCAUGGAAGAGUAUAUCCUACGACCAAUCCGAUCUUCUGGCACCAAAUUACCUUCCCCUAUGGCGGAAACUGCCCAUUUUUCCGGUGUGAUGAAGAGCAGUAGCAACUGGAUGGAGCACACUAACGAUACUCCACUGAGUCCCGCUUCGACAGAAACUCUGGAAGCGGAGAUAGGAGAUGAACCGGAGGUAAAUGCGGAGGUGGUGCGGGUUCAGUACGAUAUUUCUCAUUUAGAAAAGUUGUACAGUUCGUGUAACACAUUUAACGGUCCUCUGGCGAGUUUUACAUCCAAGCAUUCAUGCCUCUUCAACGUUGAUAUUACCGCACAACCUCUCACGUGGAGUUCGGCGGGCCCAAACAAGACACCCAAGUCGAUUUCUCUGGAGGCAAACAGAUCCUCUCUCGGAUGCACGAUUGAGUUUACUGACGGGCCCGGCGCCAGGUAUCUACCGGGUGAUUGUGUUUUCCCCGUUGGUGAGCCCGUUCAAUUCACCGUUACAUUAGAUCCUCUUGCACACAACUGGCCGGAGGACAGUGCGAGUGAAGAGGAGUUCAUCGUCUGUCUAAAGGUUGACCCCGCAUUUUGGUUUGCGGUUGGUAAACAAAGGUUGCGGUGCAGGCUGUCCAUGAUGGAGGAAACGGUUCUUCGCUUCACGGCGAUACCUCUACCACCGGGGGAAGAAGGCACGCACCGUGCAGUGUCGGUCGAUUAUCCCCUCCAUCAAUAUCAAGUGAUUGGAAAUAUCCGAAAGAAGGGCAGUGAUGAGAGGGUUGAAGGCGAAUUCAAUGUUCCCACACCAACAGUUGAACUCCACUCGAUACCGCGUCAAAGUGUAAGUGAAACCGACGGAGCGAAACAAGGGGAAAAUGUGGCUAUUGAAGUGGUUCAGUUCAGUGCGCUCAUGCGAAUACGACAACAACAAUGA
Trypanosoma brucei brucei TREU927 is the source of this 5163-nucleotide messenger RNA. RefSeq lists its product as hypothetical. The record is from RefSeq and is a predicted model, not a curated record. The transcript has a single exon. NCBI's taxonomy places the organism in Eukaryota, Euglenozoa, Kinetoplastea, Trypanosomatida, Trypanosomatidae. Bases 1 to 5163 code for a protein of 1720 amino acids.